AUGACUAACCUACUCCCUCCCUUCCUGGGGCACAGCACCUCGAUCUAUGGCGUUCUAUUCCAGUCCAUUGGAGCCGGGGUCAUCGUCCCGCUAUACGUGACCAUCUACCUGUUCACCUCACCAUUGGUGACUCCCGGCACGCCUCUGACACCGUCCGCACUGGCCGUCGAUGAAGGUGUCCUGAGCGCUCUCCCGGUCGGCGUGUUACUGGGAUACAUUGUCCCCUCGGUCGCCAUGUCUCUACCCGAUCCAGCGAUGAUAUCCCAGAGUGCCAAAGUCCUUGCGAUCGUGGUGUGGCAAUUGUUCCCCGUGUGGACGAACCUGAUCACCUUCGUGGUCGAGGCCCUCUUGGGCCCGAGCACCACUCGCCGCCCCUCUGAGCCCGAAACGUUGAAGAACCAAUUGCCCCGGCUGAAGACGGUCUACAAACUAGCCAUGGCCGUCAGCGUUCCAGUGCACAUCGCAACCUGGACGCUCUCGCUGUCUACCGUUCUCUUCCCGGCCCUGUUCACCCCGGCCACGGUGGAGGCCUUCCACCCGCUCAACGCCAUCGUGCCGCCGAACCCGUUGGCGGAGAGCAAAGCACCGAGCGUGGCCCAAGGCGCAGUGUGGUUCCUGCAGUACGACUAUCUCAUCACCUCGUUCGUCUACGUCUUCUGGGCCGUCGUAGGCAGAUAUGGCAAGCUCGGCGGCUUUGGCUUCACAAGUCUGCUGGAUGUCAUUGGGAGAUGCGCCAUCAUGGGUCCCAUAUCUACGGCCCUCCACCUGCUGCAGGAGCGUGACGAGAUUGUUUUUGCUGCCUCCGAGACAUUGACCGCAACAAAGAAGAACGCGUGA
Messenger RNA from Exophiala spinifera, 837 nucleotides. RefSeq lists its product as uncharacterized. The transcript has a single exon. NCBI's taxonomy places the organism in Eukaryota, Fungi, Ascomycota, Eurotiomycetes, Chaetothyriales, Herpotrichiellaceae. The record is from RefSeq and is a predicted model, not a curated record. Bases 1 to 837 code for a protein of 278 amino acids.